Carcharodon carcharias (great white shark) is the source of this 1252-nucleotide messenger RNA. It is a transcript of the gene adipoqb, whose product is annotated as adiponectin, C1Q and collagen domain containing, b. Gene Ontology annotation, molecular function: protein binding. The transcript is spliced from 4 exons. Lineage: Eukaryota; Metazoa; Chordata; Chondrichthyes; Lamniformes; Lamnidae. Bases 194 to 1009 code for a protein of 271 amino acids. The record is from RefSeq and is a predicted model, not a curated record.
CCAAUAAUGGUAAAAGCUGCCAAAUAGGAUCUCAGUUCAGAGUGACAGACAAUUCCAUUUGGAGCAGCAACAGGACAGCCAGAUCAUGUAACUUCAGCCUUGGAUACUUUGCAAGGAGUCAUCUCCCAGUGAAAGGGAAGGACAACGUGAACUGACGGGUCACUUGGAACAGAACUUGGUUAUCACAGCGAAAAUGAUAUUUAAACAACUCAUCUGGCUGGUGGCUUUGGUUGGGCUGGGGUAUUCUAAUGAAACAACUGUUGAACCAGAUGUCACUGAAGUUGAAUCUGAUGUCACUGAAGUUGAACCUAUCCCUGACCUCAGUGAACCUGAAGCUCCAGCAACCACUCCACAAGAAUCCCCCCAAAUAAUUCAUGGUUGCCCAAACUGGAUGGCAGGAAUACCUGGCAGUCCUGGCCAUAAUGGCUUUCCUGGCAAAUCAGGCAGAGAUGGUCAUGAUGGUGCAAAAGGAGAAAAAGGAGAAACAGGAUUGCCAGGACCAAAGGGUGAUGAAGGAGAGCCUGGACAACCAGGUGUGGAUGGAGAACAAGGGCUUCCUGGACUCCCUGGGCAUAAGGGAGAAAAGGGAGACAGUGGCUAUUAUUACCGCUCAGCAUUCAGCAUGGGACUGACCACAAGAAAUCCUGUCCCAAACAUCCCCAUUAAAUUCUCCAAAAUCUUCUACAAUGAUCAAAGACACUACAAUGAAGAGACUGGUAAAUUCACUUGUCCAUAUGCAGGGGUGUACUUCUUUUCAUAUCACAUCACUGUUUAUACUAAGGAUGUCAAAGUUGGCCUGUACAAAAACAACAAAGUUAUCAUUUUUACUUAUGAUCAAUUUCAGAAUAAUAAUGUAGACCAAGCUGGAGGCUCUGUUGCAAUUCAUUUAGAUGAAGGGGAUGAAGUGUGGUUACAGGUUUAUGGAGACAAUACAUUUAAUGGGAUUUAUGCUGAUAACAAUAAUGAUUCCAUUUUUACAGGAUUCCUUCUGUACCCAGAUUUGAAUUAAACACGUUUUAUUGUUACACUCUGAAUACCAUUACACAAUGUCUAUUUACAUUACUUUGACUUUGUCACUACUAAUUUCUUUUUCCAGUAAUGAGUUAAAAACACUAACCAAGUAGCAAAUAAUAGUUAAACAAUUUGCUCGUUUGCACUGGAUCAGCAAGCUCCAUUAUAUAUGCAGUUUUCAUAUAUUCACCCUAUAAGGCUGUCAAUGAAUAAAUGAAUAAAUCAGAUACUUAACUAAGAA